This is a messenger RNA of Trichechus manatus latirostris (Florida manatee), 3775 nucleotides long. RefSeq names its product proteasome 26S subunit, non-ATPase 14 (gene PSMD14). Gene Ontology annotation, molecular function: protein binding; proteasome binding; metallopeptidase activity. Gene Ontology annotation, cellular component: proteasome regulatory particle, lid subcomplex. The transcript has 12 exons. NCBI's taxonomy places the organism in Eukaryota, Metazoa, Chordata, Mammalia, Sirenia, Trichechidae. The record is from RefSeq and is a predicted model, not a curated record. Gene Ontology annotation, biological process: protein deubiquitination; proteasome-mediated ubiquitin-dependent protein catabolic process. The coding region runs from base 307 to 1239 and encodes 310 amino acids.
UCGCGGCAGAAGCCCGGGCAACUCUUUUGAAUGGAAUCGGGCUGAUUCAUCGCCGGUUCGCGGAGCCUCAGAGCAGGGCCAAGUCUGAGCCGCUGCCGCCGCUGCCGCCGCUGCGUCCCCGCGGCAGCAAGACAAGGGUCCAGACCGCGUCUUCCCGUCUCCUGCCUGCCUUCAGAGAGAGGAAAAAAAAAUAUUUGGAAAAAUUACAUCUGCCAGAAUUAGCAAGAGUUUGUGCUAAGAAGAAAUUUAUAAAACUCAACAAAUUGAAGUUUAACGCCUCAAGAGUUGUAGUUACUGACCAGAAGUAUGGACAGACUUCUUAGACUUGGAGGAGGUAUGCCUGGACUGGGCCAGGGGCCACCUACAGAUGCUCCUGCAGUGGACACAGCAGAACAAGUCUACAUCUCUUCCCUGGCACUGUUAAAAAUGUUAAAACAUGGUCGUGCUGGAGUUCCAAUGGAAGUUAUGGGUCUGAUGCUUGGAGAAUUUGUUGAUGAUUAUACCGUCAGAGUGAUUGAUGUGUUUGCUAUGCCACAGUCAGGAACAGGUGUUAGUGUGGAGGCAGUUGAUCCAGUGUUUCAAGCCAAAAUGUUGGAUAUGUUGAAGCAAACAGGAAGGCCUGAGAUGGUUGUUGGUUGGUAUCACAGUCACCCUGGCUUUGGUUGUUGGCUUUCUGGUGUGGAUAUCAACACUCAGCAGAGCUUUGAAGCCUUGUCGGAGAGAGCCGUGGCAGUGGUUGUGGAUCCUAUCCAGAGUGUAAAAGGAAAGGUUGUUAUUGAUGCCUUCAGAUUGAUCAAUGCUAAUAUGAUGGUCUUAGGACAUGAACCAAGACAAACAACUUCAAAUCUGGGUCACUUAAACAAGCCAUCCAUCCAGGCAUUAAUUCAUGGACUAAACAGACAUUAUUACUCCAUUACCAUUAACUAUCGGAAAAAUGAACUGGAACAGAAGAUGUUGCUAAAUUUGCAUAAGAAGAGUUGGAUGGAAGGUUUGACACUUCAGGACUACAGUGAACAUUGUAAACACAAUGAAUCAGUGGUAAAAGAGAUGUUGGAAUUAGCCAAGAAUUACAAUAAGGCUGUAGAAGAAGAAGAUAAGAUGACACCUGAACAGCUGGCAAUAAAGAAUGUUGGCAAGCAGGAUCCCAAACGUCAUUUGGAGGAACAUGUGGAUGUACUUAUGACUUCAAAUAUUGUCCAGUGUUUAGCAGCUAUGUUGGAUACUGUCGUAUUUAAAUAAAGCAACAUAAAAAGCUGUUAGUGAUACUUUCAGUGUAUAUUCCUCUAUUGUUCCUAAUGCUGAAAAUCAAGGGACCUCUGAAGGUGUAUUUGGUUAAAUGUAAGACAUCUGGCAUCAUUUGCAGCACUGUAACACCUUCAGUCUCAGUUGUGCAAUUACUUCUGUUUCUUUAGUCAGGGUCUUUGCAGAUUCCAAAGUUGUAUAAGAAUACAUCAAAGUGGACAAAUUUUGUUAAGUUCCCAUUUCAUAUUUGAAGAAAUCAGUAGCGCAAAUAUAUUUUGAUUGUUGCUUACAAAAUAAAAUACAUUUACAAUCUAUGUCUCCCGAGGUCUUUUUGGCACUGGGUGAAAUUGACAGAAUAAAAUUUGACAGUGCUACAGAAAUCUCACACAAAGAUGUUUCCCUUUGCAUUUUAAGAUCUUAUAACACAUAAAACAUCACGGUGAUAAAACUUCACAAAUUUAAAAUGGUUACCAUUAAUGAGUGGCUACCUCAUUAGUGAGUAACGCAGAAACAGUGUUGACAUAUUUUAUUAAAAGUAUUUGUCAUAAAUUAAUAUAUGCUUAAUAUCUUGUUAAUAUCUUUCAGGAUCUCAGAGGAGUAUAUGUAACUAAAAAAAAAAGGGCAAUUUCAAUUUAUAUUUUUUAGUAUUUUAAAAGAAUACGUUCCAGUAACAGUCUUGAGAUUGUCUGGGAGUUGGCUGCUGCAAACUCCACUAGACUUUCAGCUAAGAUAGCCAUAGGAGGUAUAUAAUAUGUCAUUAAUGCAAAAUGAGAAAAGUAGCCAUAAUGUCAGUUUAAUAUAUAAGCAAUAAUUUUGUUACUGUUUUCUCUCAUUCUUUCCCAAGUAAACUUAGAAGGUACUCAGUUUUCUAAUAGGAAAAAAAUUUGGCUAAUGACAGUUUCCACAGACAACUCGCUUCUAAGUAACUACGCCAGUUAAUACUUGUGGUAUAGCACCGUACUGGGAACACCAAGGGAGUAUGGCAAACAAUAUGGACCCAAGUAAACAUUUAAUUCUAGUCUGCACCCUUCUUUUGAAAAUAUGGUGAGAAUGUUUCUAAGGCUUCAUUAGAGGAAGUUCUGCUUUUUUUUUUUUUUUUAAGAGACUUAGAAUUUAGACUUAACCUAUUAGACGUUGUAUGAAUGAUAUGAUAGACCAAAUUACUGCCCUGCUUGAACAAUUCAAGGUUCUUACUGGUUGUCUAAUGAAAAGGUACCAGAAACUGAAAGUGGAAAUGGCUUAAAUUCCCAGUAUGUUCAACAGUGUCUUUUUUAUCGAAUAAGGUAUUCUGAGCAUUUCUUCUUUUAAAUAUAGUGAUAGAUUGAUACACUUUAUUUAGGACAUGUAAUUAAUAUUAAUGUAAAUUGUCAGAAUUACAACAGCUAACCACAUACCAUUAAAAUCUAAGUGGAAGCUAGUGGAAAGUUUUGGUUUUUUGUUUGUUUUGCUGAAUUUAAACUAGUGUGCAGGUUAAUUAUUUAUUUUGAUGCAUGAUUUUUCCGUUUAUAAAUUAAGGCUCUGUAUCUUAUUUCACAGAUACUGUUGAUUACAGCUGGUCAAUAUUUUUUCAUAAAAUCCCCUCAGAAGAAGGCGCCAGUAAUCCAAAGGCUAUUCUCAACAUUCAGAUUGAAAGGUGGUUUUGUUUUUUUCCACUUAGUCCCCGGAAAAUAUCUCAUGACUGAAUAUAGCAACAGCAAAGUUUGUGCAGACCCUGUCCUUUGCCCUUAUUUGAUGGCCUCAUCUUCCUGGACUCCCCACAGCCACAGACCAUUUUCUUCCACUUGGCUCGUGUUGGAGACAUUACCAGUUUCAGAACCUUAUCAAACUCCCUCCAAGCAAAAACCUACAUUUUCUGUGUAGAUUUGAAUUCGAUCAACAUCAGGAUGCUCUAAGAGGUGGUUCAGUGAAUACCUUUGUCUCUUGGGAUAUACAGCUAUUUUAGCAGCAGCCUGAUGCCCCAGGCCCAGUUAGGUAGUGAAACAACUUGGUUAAUCACAAACUUAGUAAGCUGGUGUGUGUGUGUGUGUAUGUGAGCAUAUCUGUUUAUCCAUCCACCACGCAGAGAUAAAGCAGCACAAGAACCAAAACUCCUACUUACCUGUAGUGCAGAAAUGUCCCUGCUUUGCUCUCAGACUAGUAUGGGGCACUGAAAGCUCUACCCUCAGUAUUCAAAGCAUGAUCUGCCUGGCCCAGCAGCAUCUGGGUCUUCUGGGAGCUUCUUAUAUAUACAAAGUGAAGUCCCGCCCGAGACCAACAGAAUCAGAAUCUGAAUUUUAACAAGAUCCUGGGAUAGUUUGUAUGCCCCGCUCCAUAGAAGUAAGGCUCAAGGGCAGGCAUGUUGGUCCUGAGGAAAGCCUUAGUUUUCCUUCUUCAGCACCUAGAUGAAUCUCAACUGAUCUGUCUAUAUAAAUUCAAGGUUUAGCCUAUAUGUGAGGAACCAGAGAAUUUGGUAUUGAUAAUCCAAAGUGGGCAGAGUGCACAUUUAUCUCCCAAUAUAAUUCCUUAAAAGCUCUUGAGGAAGGUACCCUCUACC